Messenger RNA from Nipponia nippon (crested ibis), 630 nucleotides. The record is from RefSeq and is a predicted model, not a curated record. Lineage: Eukaryota; Metazoa; Chordata; Aves; Pelecaniformes; Threskiornithidae.
AUGAAGAUUAACCAGAACACUGUGCUGCAAGGACAGAGGGUGACCCUGGUGCCAUACACUUCUGCACAUGUACCCCGGUACCACGAGUGGAUGCAGUCGGAGGAGCUGCAGCGCCUGACCGCCUCUGAACCUCUCAGCCUGGAGCAGGAGUACGAGAUGCAGCGCAGCUGGCGGGACGACGCAGACAAGUGCACCUUCAUUGUGCUGGACAGGGAGCGGUGGCCCGGGCAGGCGUGUGCGGAUGAGGACUGCAUGGUGGGGGACGUGAAUCUCUUCCUCACUGACACUGAGGAUCCGACGUUGGGCGAGAUUGAAAUUAUGAUUGCAGAGCCCAGCUACCGAGGCAGAGGGUUCGGCAAGGAGGCAACUCUGAUGAUGAUGUCCUAUGGAGUGAGAAACCUGGGGAUCACCAAAUUUGAGGCUAAGAUUGGUCAGGAAAAUGAAGCCAGUAUCUGCAUGUUCAAAAAGCUUCAUUUUAAGGAGGUUGCUGUGAACAGUGUUUUCCAAGAGGUGACGCUGAGGCUGGAUGUCAGUGACCAGGAGAGACAAUGGCUCCUGGAACAGACAAACCACGUGGAGGAGAAGAGCUACGCUGAACUGAAGCUGCCAGCUGGGGUGCUGGAGACCUGA